AUGGAACCAUAUCUGGCGAAGUGGAAAUUAUUUGCUUUUAGCAUGUUGCUGUUCACGCUGUGCCACGGCCACGCUGCUGCUCUCAGCCUGAAGGAGCAUCUGGCUGAUUGUCUGGAGGACAAAGACUACAAAGUGCUGCUGAACACUGUGAAGACCGGCCUCCCACACAUAAACACGUCUCAUCACGUUGUUAUUGUUGGAGCUGGCAUGGCCGGACUGACGGCUGCAAAGUUACUGCAAGACGCAGGACACAAGGUAACCAUGUUAGAGUCUAGUGGGCGAGUGGGAGGACGUGUGGAGACCCACAGGGAUGAAAAAGAGGGCUGGUACGCUGAAAUGGGAGCAAUGAGGAUCCCAAAUUUUCACCACAUUGUCCGAUGGUUUGCUAAAGAACUGGGGGUCAAGCUAAACGAAUUCAUCAUGGAAGACCUCAACACUUUUUACCUGGUCCAUGGUCUGCGGAAACGGACCUACGCAGUGAAAACAAACCCCGACAUCCUGAAGUAUAAUCUGAAGAAAAGUGAGAGGGGGAAGUCGGCCGAAAAGCUGCUACAGAAAGCUUUACAGAAGGUGAAAGAUGAAGUGGAGGCACAUGGUUGCAGAGCUGCGCUUAGGAAAUACGACCACUACUCUGUGAAGGAAUAUCUGAAGGAAGAAGGUGGCCUGAGUGCAGAAGCAGUGAGGAUGAUCGGAGACUUGCUCAAUGAACAGAGCCUCAUGCACCUGGCUCUCACUGAGAUGAUCUACAUCAACAGCGACGUCAGCGACAAGACCAAGUACUAUGAAGUGACUGGUGGGUCAGAUCUUCUCCCCAAAGCUUUUCUCACCGUCCUCGAUGUCCCCAUCCACCUCAACUCCAAGGUCAAGUGUAUCAGCCAAUCAGCUAAAGGUGUUACUGUAUGGUAUCAGAGAGAUAAGCAGUCCUCAUUGAUGGACAUUCACGCUGACGUUGUCCUGGUAACAACAACAGCCAAAGCAGCCCUUUUCAUGGACUUUGAGCCACCUCUCUCCAUCAGAAAAAUGGAGGCCAUGAGAGGGGUCCAUUACGAAAGCUCCACUAAAAUCAUCCUCACCUUCAACGAAACGUUCUGGAAGGACGAUGGCAUCCGAGGAGGAAAGAGCAUCACGGACGGACCCUCUCGUUACAUCUACUACCCCAGCCACAGUUUCCCAGAGAACAAGAAUAUCGGCGUCCUCCUGGCUUCGUACACCUGGUCCGACGACUCCCUCCUCUUCCAAGGAGCGAGCGAUGAAGACCUGAAAGAGCUGGCUCUGAGUGAUUUGGUGAAGAUCCACGGCGAGCGUGUCAGGUCUCUCUGCACAGGGGUGGUGGUGAAGAAGUGGAGCUUGGAUCCUUACAGCCUGGGCGCCUUCGCUCUGUUCACACCCUACCAACAUUUAGAGUACUCUAAGGAGCUCUUUAGACGGGAAGGCAGGGUGCACUUUGCAGGCGAACACACAGCCUUCCCUCACGCUUGGAUCGAGACAUCUAUGAAAUCUGCAAUCAGGGCUGCUACAAACAUCAACAAAGAAGCGCUAUUGAGUUCAGUGCAAGAUGAGCUCUAGAGUCUGUUCAAUCCGCUUUGUAGGGAAAUCAGUAUUAUAGUAGCAAUGAAAUGGUCGCUUCAGAUACAAUCAGAAUUUGAUCAGUAGAAAAAUUACAUGGACACUUAUUCUUGUUGAUACACUGCUUUAAGGGCUGCACCCAACAAUUAUUUUUAGUAUUGAUUUUUCUACAGAUUAUUUUCUCAAUUAAUUGA
Messenger RNA from Seriola dumerili (greater amberjack), 1760 nucleotides. Its product is annotated as L-amino-acid oxidase-like. Gene Ontology annotation, molecular function: polyamine oxidase activity; L-amino-acid oxidase activity. The coding region runs from base 1 to 1566 and encodes 521 amino acids. The record is from RefSeq and is a predicted model, not a curated record. Lineage: Eukaryota; Metazoa; Chordata; Actinopteri; Carangiformes; Carangidae. The transcript is spliced from 7 exons. Gene Ontology annotation, biological process: amino acid catabolic process.